GCGCAGUUCAGUCCUCUAGCCAUCAGCGAGCGAAUAUCGCGUUUUUUCAAUUUCGUUUUCCUUUGUAUCUCGCUGAUUCGUGUGAUUUUUCUAGCUCAAAUACAGAGACCGGACUGGCAGCCAUCAGCAAAUAAAUUAAUGAAGAAAAAAAACGUUCUGGAAGCAACGUUGUAUAAUCUGGAAUCCAAGUAGAGCCGUGUGUUUGGUGGAUUUGGAAUAUUUCGCCUGCUUGGGAUUCGAAUUAGUUCAGAGCCAAGAGUUUCUGGGUGUUGUGUGAAGGUGAGAAGUGAAAAAAGUCCCAAAACUUACUCGAGCAGAAUAAACAGCAGGAGGUGGCGAAAGGUUUCUGCAGCACAAAUUGGAUAUUUGCAUACGCAGAAAUAGCCAUCAAGCAGAUAGGCAUUGAAAAUGGAUUGUCCUCACAUAGGAGAUAAUGUGGUUCUACGAAAGGAUGCAGUGAGAACGCUGAAAAUGGCCGUAUGUGCGCCUCCAGUUGCGACAGUGCCCCCAGGAACGGGAGGAACACCAACAACAUCUCCAGUGGGCAUAUCAAAGUUGUGGAAAUGCGAAGAAUGUUCCGGCAAGGAUAACUGGAUGUGCCUGCAGUGUGGAUCGGUGCGAUGUGGACGGUACGAAAGCGCGCAUGCUUUGAAGCACUCUUCUAAACAGAACCAUAACAUUUGCAUCAACACAGUCAAUUUGUCCGUUUACUGCUACAAAUGUGACGAAUUCGUCGUAAACGACACACCCGACAAUACGCUGGAAGAAAUUCGCCAGGAACUGAAAGAUGGCGAUGGGGAUUCCGUGUCGGAGACCUCGUCAACAAUGGAAGAGAUCAGUUCGUCCAAGUCGGGCCAGGAAACCGCCAGCAGUACGUCGUCGUCGAGUGACUCCGGCUGGGAGGAACCGUCCACCGUUUCGUCAGUAUCAUCCUCCACUACCACCACCUCCGUGUCGUCACCGAGCGUGCGCAAGUUACGGCCCCGCAAACGAACUAUCUCAAGCGAUAGCAACAACGAAAAUGGAACUGCCGGCGCAGGUGGUGGAGCCGCCAAGCGGAAGUCGAUGCGACGAGUUGUGGGUCUGCGAAAUUUGGGGAACACAUGCUUUAUGAAUUCAGUAUUACAGUCGCUGAGUAACAUCCAGGAGUUUAGCGGCUACUUUAACACAAUGCCUUCGUUGGAGACGGGCAAACAUAAGCAGAAAGCGUACCAUUCGCGUAGCAUGAAAGAAAACCUAGACGACGUGUUUGUGGUCGAAGAGUUGCGGAAGGUUUUACUGAAUCUCAGUCAAGGUGGAGAUGGGUCGAAAGGGGCCAUUUCGCCGGAAUGUUUAUUCUUGGUCAUUUGGAAGGUUGUACCCCAGUUUCGGGGUCAUCGCCAACAUGAUGCACAUGAAUUCCUGCGCUAUAUGUUGGACCGAUUGCAUACCGAGCUACAGCAGGUAUCAUUCCCAGUGGAAAUUUCCAGCCAAUCGGCGCAGAAAGCAGGGGACAUGAAAAGUAAUCCUUACAAUAUUCCGGCCCUCAGUCAUCUGCAAUCUAAAGGGCGGAACUCAAUCGUGACUAACGUAUUUGGCGGUAUACUGCAGAGUGAGGUACGCUGUCUGAUUUGUGGUAUGGAGAGUAAAAAGCAUGAUCCUUUCUUGGAUCUUUCGUUGGACAUUCCGGAGAAGUUUUACAACAAGGACCCACCUGAGGUGGGCGAAAAGGAGAAAGAUGAAUGUGCACCGGUGUGCAAUAUUUCCGACUGUUUGGCUAGUUUUACAGAAGUGGAAGAACUAACGGAAACAGAGCUCUAUUACUGCAGUUCGUGUAAGUGUAAGCGGAAGUCCACGAAACGAUUUUGGAUUCGCAGGUUGCCGAAUGUUUUAUGUUUACAUAUAAAACGAUUCAGAUGGAAUAAUUAUUAUAGAACCAAAAUUGAUUUGAGGAUAACGUUUCCGAUCAAUGCAUUAGACAUGUCGCAGUUCGUACUGAGUAAUGGUCCGGAAACGAGACGAUCUAAUUCCAGUUGUAACAUUUACGAUCUGGCGGCUGUUAUUGUACAUCAUGGCAACGGUUCCAGCUGCGGUCACUACACCUCGUUCGCGAUCAACAACGGAGUGUGGAUGCACUUCAAUGAUCACUCGGUGAAGGAAGUCAGCAGCAACGUGGUGGCCGAAUGCAAACCGUACAUUCUGUUCUACAUCAAACGAGACCCAACCAACACCAGCCGGCUACUGACAUCGCCCGCGACGGCAUGUGGAACACCCACGGCGACCGCAUCUUGAGAUUAAGUUAUUCUUCUUUUAAGACUGAUUAAUUGUAUAGAGGAAAAGAAGAAGAGCGCAUAGCAGAAGAAAACAUUAUUUAGAUGCAAAUGACAUCUAAUCGUCAUCGAUCUGGCCGGCAGAGAAUGCACCCCCUAUUGCAUGUCAAACAGCAGAAUUUUGGUUCCAACUCGAAUGGUGAAAAUGUUUUUUUUUGGAAAACCAACAAAACAAAUAAUCGCCAAACAAAGCCGGGUACGUGAGAUGAUCAAAAUUAUAGUAAAAAACGCCAACAAAACGCAAAUGUCAAAGCAGAUGUUCAAACUAGUAGUAAAUUACCUUAACUGAUGGAAUGCCCUACCGACUUGUUUCUUGGUUUUGAUCUUUCAUAUACUCGGCCUCGAUCGGACCGUCAGUUUCCUAUUAAGUACCCACGCAUCCAACAAAGUUUUGCAUUGUGAUAGAUUGAAGCAUUUUAGCAACCUUCUUUUAUUUUCGUUUUCUGAAACCCAAACACACUCGCAUCAUAGGGAUACCAUUUCCGUUCAUGGGGAUGGAGAUCGAUUGCCAGCAUAUUGUGUUUCCUUUUUAAGUUCAUCCAGAAGAAAUUAUGAUUGCGAGAGGGAGGCUUUAUGGCAGAUUCCAGAUCAAAUUUUCCUCUUUACAUUAGAUUUGUUUUGCAUCAAUCUAGAGAUUCUCAAAGAGGCCGCUGCGUUUUUGUGAUUUUUUAUAUUUAGCUUUAGAUUAUGUGUACUAUUUUGUCUUUAGUUUAGGUAGUGAUCCCUUCUCCCAGUCCAGUUUACAACUUUCACGAUUGCUGGCUCAAUGCAAAGUUAAUUUCAUGCUGUGAACAAGUUGAGAAUGAAAACUAUGUCCUAGCGAUGUAUUUUAUUCCGAAAUAAAUGCCGCAAAAAUAAUCCAAUCUAGUGAUAGAUCUUAUUUUAGCCAUUUAGCUGCUUUUGGUCAGCUUUGUUCUGUUCCUGCCAAGCACCGAAUUAUUCUACAACAGAAGUCAAACGGAUCGACUGGGUUUCAGAUCGGGAAAUGUAACUCUCGCAAUUUCUUCGCCGGUUCAAUGUGUGGGUUUUACAUCUUCAACUCGCUGGAAUUAAGUCGCCCAACGUUACUUCUUUUGCAGGAAACAAAAAAAACUAAAAGUUCGUUCAUCUUUGGAAAUAAUUCUGGUAAAUCAAAAUAAAAAAAAUAUCAUUACACACCUAAACAUUCGAAGGAAGAAAGAAAUAAACAAGUUAAAACAAAUAAACCUUCUGAUGAAGAAGGUAAGCAACAGAGUACGAAAGUUUAAUUAUAUUAAUAAAAUUAAUAUAUUAAGAAGUGAAAUUUCUCUAGCUAUCCGUAUAAAAAAGAAUGAAUAAAAAUAAACAUUAAAAUGA
Molecule: messenger RNA, 3644 nt
Organism: Armigeres subalbatus
Lineage: Eukaryota; Metazoa; Arthropoda; Insecta; Diptera; Culicidae
Product: ubiquitin carboxyl-terminal hydrolase 3-like
Exons: 7
Coding region: 409-2271 (620 amino acids)
Biological process (GO): protein deubiquitination
Cellular component (GO): cytoplasm
Molecular function (GO): cysteine-type deubiquitinase activity; zinc ion binding
Source: RefSeq, a predicted model, not a curated record